AUGCUCCAGCAGAAAGGCGGCGCCGACCACGACCUGUGCCAGCACCAGGGCUGGACACCACCGAGCUGCACCGGGCACUGCCCCGAGCCCCCCGAAACCUGCCCCGAUCCCCCCGAAAUCUGCCCCGACCCCGGCAGCCUCAGCCACGACACCGAGGGCUCCACCCAGAGCUGCCACCCCGGCCAUCUGUGCCCACCCCGGCCCUCCUGCUGCCCGGCCCCGCAGAGCUGCAAGCCCCGGCGGCGGGUGGAGGUGAGCCCGGUGCCCCCCGUGUGCCCCCCGCCCGUCAGGAUCCACCGGCGGCCGCUGCAGCAGCACCGCCCGUGCCCGCCGUGCCCGGAGCCCGACCCGGGCAAGCCCCGCAGGCGAGUGGAGCAACGUCCCGAGGAGGAUGAGGAACCCCCGGUGGUCCUGCAGCCCCCGCAGCGCCGCUGCCCCUGCAUCCAGCGAUGCCCCCGGCCCGUGCCCUGCUGCCCGCGGCCCUCCCGGCGCUGCUGUCCCCGCAUUGUCCCCCUGCCACCACAUCCCGGCCACCAGCAGCAGAAGCAGGUCACGCUGGUGCCCCUCUGCGUGAAGAACUGA
Molecule: messenger RNA, 582 nt
Organism: Agelaius phoeniceus (red-winged blackbird)
Lineage: Eukaryota; Metazoa; Chordata; Aves; Passeriformes; Icteridae
Source: RefSeq, a predicted model, not a curated record